CGGUUUUGGAGUUUCGAAGUCUGAUAUCAUGAGGCUGGAUACAGUAUCGUUURUGGAAGUAAUUCGGGCAUUCGCAAGAAAUUGCCAUCUAGUGCACGGUAGCUGAUAGUUAUGGAUCCAAAGUUACUGUCGAUGGAACAGCUUAGACGGCAACAAACCUUAACAUCUUCUUCUUGGAAAAAGAUCGAAUUGGAAAGUAGAUCAACUUCUUUCCCUGCUGUGAUUCAAAGCAGAAGACAAUUGUUUAAACCUGCGUCGCCGAAAGAAUUCCGUGAUGACAAUUCUCAAGUGGCWGAAGAUGAGAGUGUCCAAUCGUGGGCGAAAGCAUUUCAUUGUCUUGCCCAGAGUACUUUAUCAGUGUCAUCACCAUCGAAGCAUAUCGGUUGUGACCUGAACAACAGAAUGAUAGAUAUCGAACCAAGUCCCAGUUCUCCUCAACGAACUCCUGUUUUAAUAAUGACUCUGAUCAAACUGUAUGAUGUCUUCGAAACCUUCUGUUCCCACCUCAAGGACGCAACCUACUCCAACGUGCAAAAAGCGUGCAUGGUAUUGGAUUCAACUAUCGUUGCAGUAUCUCCCAUACACUCGGAGCCCAGCUCCCCUGCUGCAAUUGUGGGUUCUCCUAGCUCAUAUCGAUCUUCAUCUCCUAGGUCUCCGAUCACUUCAUGGUUAAUGGGGACUUACGAUAGUCAAAGCUGUUCUCAAACGAGAGAAUUUGAGAAGUUUUGCAAUCCUUUGAUCAUCUUUGCUGGAUUAGAAGCUAUUUAUUCGGCGUGCACACACAUGGAAUCAAAUGAUCAAGCACAUAAUUUGACAAAGCUGUAUGAAAAAAGCAUUGAAGACCUUCGCUGGAUCAGAGAGAUCCUCUGCGACCCAUUUGUAAGCUCAGCGGUUCAAGAAUCAUCCACGAGGGAUGGUAUGAAUUCAUCGUAUCAAGAGAAGGCGAGAAUAUUGGCCGACUCCAUAGAAGCAAUUAUGGUAUGAAUCUAUUGUAUAUUACUGCGAUUUGUGCUUUGCGAARAAAUUACACUAAACAAACCAUUGUAAAUAUCUUUUUGUGACCAUUGUGGUUCAGUYAUUAUGUGAAAUUAGGUGCAACUUGAUCGAGCAGCAGAGAAAAAUGUGUUCAACUGAGAUCGUCGACGUGGACAAAAUGAUUGGUUCUUUCCGACUCGUGUUACAGAACGCCAUUACAGCAGAAAACUCUAAAGCGACUCGCCUCGUACAGAGUGCUGUGCAAGACGUUGAUUUGUGGUGUAAUUUGUUGAAAACAUAUUCUUCGUUAGGGAAAUUGGGGUACGUGAUGUGUUCAACCAUUCGGUUCUGUCCCUAAAGUGCGUCCUCAAUUAAUACUCGUGUUUUUCUUUUCUUAGAAAUAGGAAAUAUUGUAUUACUCACACCUUGCAUUUUGUCUGAAGAUUUCUAGAUACAAUUAUUUGCUGCCAAAAGAUCAAGUUGGGUUUAAACCUAUCAUCGAACACUUGUAUUCAGAAAUGGAUGUGCAAGGUUUUUCAGUCCUUUGUUUCGAUAUCGUCAAUCUAUUUUGAUUCAUUCAGUUCAGACAUUAUUGGACAGUACGGAUUCCUACCAUCAUCUUUUCCUGAAAAACCUGGAGAAGAUAGGUUUGGGCCGAACCUGGAUUUAGAGGCGAAGCUAGAAGAAUUUCUACGAUUGCACGACCGAAAUGGAACGUCUCUAGCAGUUGCAGUGGUAGUUGACAUUUCUGAUUUAAGGUCGCUACGUUCAAAACCAGAAACYUAUCCUUUGGUUAUUGCAAGAGAGAGAUCGUCGAAAUCGAAACAAUUUCUUUAUGAAUCUAGUGACAUUUUCUCUUCCUUCCCCGCGAUUUAUCUCGCAUCGUCGAUGCAAAAUAACCUACMGAGCAGGCUCUUGGCAAAUCGCAGAAUUAGUACACGGAAAGAAACCGAUAGUGAUACCAUGCUUGAGAACGAUCUUAAUAAUGGCUUGAUUUCGAGUAGAGAAAUGGAUUUUUGGCCGUAUACAUCAUGGAAUAAUCUCAUCCCACUCUUGAGAAGUACCACAAGUCCGCUGUCCAUGAAGCCCGAUUCAGUCGGAAAUCAUUGGUCGCAGAUUGACUCUGAAACUAUGGCCUUUGUAUCAUGGAUUUCUGAAUCCAUAUGGUUUGUAGCAAUGGAAAAGACAGCUGACGAGAAUCGAUGGAGUCGACGAAAURGUGAAGAAUAUCCGAAGAAGGAACAUCAAUUUUUGGUCGACUUGUCGAACUCGCUCCGAUUAAGGAAGGCGUUUGAAUCGUGUUUAGAGGUUCGUCACCUUGAACUUAAUUCACCCACAAUCGCUCUCGGUAAYAUACUGAGUCAAGGCAGGAUUUUGGAUGACGACUAUCGGCUAGUGGAAUUGCUUCAGAAAAAAUUGGGCUUCGGUUCACAGACAAAUAAAUUUAGCUUUCGAAAGGGGAAACAAAAUUUAACCGAAAGCCCAAAACAUCUCAAAGGGAUAUCUAAUUUGGUGUCGGACAAUCGAAGUCAUUUUGCCUUCUUCUUGGGUAGUACAUUGAUGAAUUAUAUUUCUAAAUAGUUAUUUUUUCCCUUUCCGCUUGUGUUCUCUUGGACUUCCUUGUUUUUCCUGACGGAUUUCGUAAGUUGCCCAUAAACUUGAAUCUCUUGAAAGCGUUUAUUGGUAUGUCUUAGAUCCACUUGAAGGACACUACUACUUCAUAGUACAUGUGCUGAUAUUGAUGGAGUCUUUUCGUCGUACGUAUACCGAAUGCUUCUCUGAACGAAACCACGCGCUUUCCAAUGCAAAUGCAGGCCCGGUUGACGCAUGCCGUGAUCUUCCUAACAMUUCUGGAGUCAAAUUGUUGGAUUUCAUUACCUUCGACCUCUGUUAAUGAGUCUUAAAAAUUCUWMAGCACGAGCAUGUUGACAGUGAAAUGACAGAAGUUUUUAAAUUUAAAUUUGCUCCGAUAAACUUUCUAUAUGUCGCUUCUGACGUCCGCUUUCAAGAGAAGCAGCAAAUUCAUUCAAAGCAUCUUUGAUCAAGCUCACACCAGAUUGCUGCAUCCUCAGUUGUAGCGAAAUUCGUUCGUGACAACGUUUCGAGUUCGCACAGACAAAUGCAGUUAUCGCCGCGAGACGGUUACAAAUAUCUCCUCCGCCGUUGAGUUUUGCCUCAAAUGAAGCCAAAGUCACUUGAUUAGCAUCAAGAACGUCCUCGAUAUCUGACCGAAAAAAGCUAUAUUCUGCUUUGCGCUUUCUUUCGUCAUAAACCAAUAACAAUUCGACAAGGCGAUCGCAGUAUUUGAGGUCAUCCUCAACGAACUUGGCAACGAACCUAGACAUAGCAUCCUUGGGGGAUUGUGCGUCAAGUUGAAAUGAUAGUGCAUAAAAUAUUCGUAUUAUCUGAGCUUUCAGUUCGGCCAGCCAUUUACGCUUUGCUUUGGCACUUCUCGAAACUCGAACGUCUGGUUUCGGGAUUCUGGUUCCGAUGAAAAUGGGGAACAAAUAUUUCAAUCCCCCGGCAAUCACCAAUCUUUCUGCACCAGACUUGAAUAAUUUGUCGUCUCCAAAAAAGUCAAGAAGUUUGAGGCUUGAGCCACCAGCGUGCAUCUUUUCUUUCAAACAACGAAUGACAAGCUCCACUCCUUGGCCGUUGAGAAAGGCGGAAAGAUUUGAAGUAGAAAAGGAAAUACACGAACUCAGUGUGA
Molecule: messenger RNA, 3685 nt
Organism: Pseudo-nitzschia multistriata
Lineage: Eukaryota; Bacillariophyta; Bacillariophyceae; Bacillariales; Bacillariaceae
Source: the annotation of a GenBank genome assembly